CGCAGUUGUACUUGACAAAAUAUGUCGAAAGUUAAAACUGAGUUUUGUUCUUCAGUUAAACCCGUUCGAAGAAAGAUUUCACCGCCUAGAUUGGUUCUAAUUCAUUCACCGUCAGAGCCAAUAGAGAACGGAAAAAAUCGAAGAAAAUUUCCUUCUUCCAAAGACUGUUGCGUGAAAGUUUGCGCUGUACAUGUGGUCAAUUCUGAAUCAGGAAGCAAACAGGAACGUGUUUCUAUCCGCUAUGAAUGUGGUGGACAAAGUACGUUAGAGAACAAUAACAGUUUAAUUAAUGGGCCAACAUAUUUAUUGGGAAUAAGCAGCAUUACCAGAUAUCCUACUGAUGAACAACUGGUUGAUCUACCAACAUACAAAGUGUGCCAAUAUCACCCUCUAAAUUAUUGCACUUUUAGCCAUAUUCAACCUGGUGAUUAUGGCUUCUGGUUUAGAUUUUUUGGAAAGUCAUGCAGAUUCCACAUUAUGAUAACAUUGAAACUGCACAAACAUGGUCAUAAUGAUAAGAUUGUAAGCACCAUUGAAUUAGAUAUUACAAAUAUUGAGAAAUGUACUAUAAAUAGAAACAUUUCUAUGAAGUCCUCAAAUAGCAAGUCACAUGGUUGUUCAUUGUAUUCUGAGAAAGUAUAUAUUGAUAUUAUGGAAAAAUUGCAACAUCUACAAGAACAUUGUCUGUGGGAGAAGUGCAUUUCUGUUGGAGAUGAAAUAUCUAGUUCUGAGAAAGGCAAAUCCGAUAUUAAGGCAUGCAUACUGCUGGAACAAAGCAAAGCUGUGUGUCAUCAGGGUAAAUUUGCCAUGGCCAAAUUAUUGAUUAAGCAGGCAUUGGAAGCAAUACCAGCAAAGAGUCAAAACAAAGAUUUACUGAUUGCCCGUGCUUACACAUGUUUGUCAUUAUGCCAUCACUCUGAUAUGUCACUGGGAAAUGCUGAAGAAUGUUUGAAAAUUGCCAGUGAAAAGCUGAUUAAUUUUAAGCCUUGUGAGGACACUGGAGACUUACAUUACAAUGAAGGCUGGUUAUUGAUUAGCUUUUUGUUAAAGGUUCCAAAUUUUAAUAAAGGGCUCAUCGCUGAGGCCAAAGAGAAACUGGAGAAGGCAAUAAGUCAUUAUCAGGAGUCCUAUAAUUCUAAACAUGCAAGAAUAACCAACAAAAUUCACAGUACCCAACUUUGUAUAGCAAUUUUGUUUCUUUUUGCUAACCCAGAAAAUGACAGUGUGGUUAUUGCAGAAGAGAUGAUUUCAACUUUGUCUGAUGCUCAUCUGUAUCAGGAAACAAAAUGUAGAUUUAGUUUUGUUAAAGCUCUGCUUCUGCAAUGUCAAUAUUCCAAUGAAGCAGCUAUAAGAAAUGCAAAACAUGCUUUAGAUUUAGCUAAAAUAUGUGGGUUGCAUGUAGAAAAACAAUUAAUUGUUAAAUGUCUGAAAAGCUUAGAAUACAUGUAGUUCACAAACUAUAUGAGUGGGACAUGGAAUUUCUACAAUAUAUGCAACAUCAACUCUUUCACUCAGGCAUGCAGUUGUUACAUUUUUAAAAAUGUUUGUGUUCCAUGACUUGUUACAGGAAAUUUUCCCCUCAACUAGAGAGAAGUUACUCUUGGAUAAAUUUCUAGGAAAUUACUCUCACCUCAUUCACAGACAUUCCAACCUUUGGUUUUGGUAAUUUCUCUUUUGAAAAGGUGAUUAAUUCACCUAUUUUCUUCAUUGAAGUUGCUUAACUGCUGGUGAAGGCGAAGCACAUUCAAUUUUCUUAUUUAAAGUUGAGGCUUAAAUUAAUAAGUCAAGAAAUGGGGAACCUCGGGAGAGUUGGAAUGUCUCGAUUCAGGCAAACUACAGAUUGAAUUUGCACCUCCUUAAGAGAAACGACAGGAUUUUGUACAUUAGGAUGAACUAGGAAACUUGCCUCUUCCCACCAUUGAGCGAUGGUCAUAGGCGAUGAUGCAGGAUCUCACUGUCAAGGUGAAUUUCUAGGGCAUUUCCCCUACCCUGAGUGUCAGAGGUUUUUCCCAACCACCCAACUUUUUUAAAAGUUUUACAUAAAAGUUUUACAUGUAUUAUAGAGAGCGAGCG
This is a messenger RNA of Paramuricea clavata, 2073 nucleotides long. NCBI's taxonomy places the organism in Eukaryota, Metazoa, Cnidaria, Anthozoa, Malacalcyonacea, Plexauridae. The record is from the annotation of a GenBank genome assembly.